Molecule: messenger RNA, 1746 nt
Organism: Adineta ricciae
Lineage: Eukaryota; Metazoa; Rotifera; Eurotatoria; Adinetida; Adinetidae
Source: the annotation of a GenBank genome assembly
AUGUCACAAGAAAGUAUGUCUUACCGACCUAUGGUAACCACAACUGAAGAAUUGAACGAUGAAAAAUGGUCGAUGACCGAUCGAUUAACUCCGAUAGGCGGUCCGUCAUCAGAUGCGGAAUAUAGCAAAAGUGCCGACGAAGAAUUCAAUGAAAGAGACGUAUUGUUAGAAGAACACGAACAAUUAACAACUUCACUUGCUGCGCUAACUCGUCAUUUUGCACAUGUGCAGCUACGGUUACAGCAAGUUGUGUCCGCACCCACGCCUGAGGACCGUGAGAACUUACUUUUAGAGUUACAUGAAUUCGCAUCGAAUGGUAUACCAGACAUCAUGUGUCAAUCAACUAUUGAUGUCCAUGAACAAGUGAUCGAAGGAGAGAAAUGCCGUGAAAAAGAAUUUAUCAAUGAAUUAAAACAAAAAUUGGAUGAACUGGAACAUUAUGCAGCUGCAUCUGGUUCGUUGGAGGGCGCACCAACGUCUGUGAUGAUAGAAAAACAGCGAAUACUUAUCGAUCAAUUAAGACACAAACUUCAUCUUCAAUUGGAUGAUGCCUCUGUUUCAAAAUUAUCUGCUGAAGAAUUAAGAAAAUUGGUGGACCAAGCUAUAUAUCAGUUAACAAAUCCAGUAAAACUGAAAGAAAACUUAAUUAAUCAAAUGCGUACCCAAAUCGGUGAUUUAGAAAAAUUCAUUGAAUUUCUUAAAAGUGACUCUACCAAUUCAGCAGUAGCGGCAGUGACGACAAAUGAUUCUGCUCCAUCUUCUCCUCAAAGUGUCGAAACACCCUUACUCAUCAAACCGAAAUCUCAUUCUACAACUGUCCUUCCGCCAUCAAAGAUUUCGCAACCAACAAAUCCAUUUUCGUCCGGUUCUCAAACUGAACACCAUUCAUCGACCAUAGCACAAUCCUUGAAAAAACUCUUCGUUUUAACUCAGCUCUACACGUUUUUACUACUAACCUGUGGUACGCGAUCAAUGAACAAAAACAAAACUAGAUCAACGCCAAAUACAAAAAAGGAUGUCAUCGCAAAAAAGCAUUUUGGAGACGUUCGGGCUAAGCUUGAAAUGGCCAUCGAAAAUGUUAUCAAAGCCGUUCAAUCAAAUCAAAUAGUGCCAAGUGAUAUCGAUGACACUGCAGAAAAUGAAUGUGAUUCAACAGGAGUGAUUUUCUCUGUUCGAAACGAACUUGCACCUGCCCUUCGUUCUUUACUGGAACAUGGUCUUUACGAAACUAGUUAUUCAACAUCUCUGACGAUCUUCGGAUGUUUUGCAAGUAAAUCAGCUAAUAAUAAUUCGACGUCGAGUGAGACAAUGCAUGCGUGGAAGUUAUUUCUGAAAUAUUAUGAAUUAAAACAUGGAGAUGAAUUUGUCAACAGUCCAGCUCGUAAACUUUCCCAGACCUUUUCACUGGAUGUUGUCGGUGGUAAAGUAAUAACAAUGAGACAAUCUUUGUUAAGUGGUAUUGAUAUGGUUGUGAAAUUACAUGAAAAGCAUGCCAAGUCAAUGGAUGUAUGCUUCAAAUCAUUCGUAUGUCAUGCGUUGAAUGAAAAGAAACUUGUUCCAUUUCUUCGAAUUAUUCUCAAAACUGGACAAAUCGUUGAAAAUGAUUAUCAACCAUGGAGUUACACAAAACAAACUGGCUUUAAUGAUGCUCUUCAUUCACUUACUCGGUUGAGCUCAAUUGAUUUUCGACUUCCAGUUGAUCUUGCCGUUCGUCGCUUCGUCAGCAAUCAAGACUUGAUCGAAUAA